Symbiodinium necroappetens is the source of this 255-nucleotide messenger RNA. NCBI's taxonomy places the organism in Eukaryota, Dinophyceae, Suessiales, Symbiodiniaceae. The record is from the annotation of a GenBank genome assembly.
AUGAAGGAGCAUGCCGAGUUCGGAAACCUUUUGUCGAACGCCAAGCAGCGACUUUACAACAUGUUCGGCCAACAGGACAUGAAAACCUACCUGGAGCGCAAAGCCAACGAGUGGAGAAUUCUCGGAGAUCUUGUGGACGGUGCCGGAGAGGGCUGCUACUGCGAAGAGCAUGGUGUCAUCAUGAUCAGCCCCCACGGGCACUUCAGCUGCAUCUUUCGAUGGGAUGCGGUAACUUACAGAUUUCACUUGCAGUGA